This is a messenger RNA of Lodderomyces beijingensis, 558 nucleotides long. NCBI's taxonomy places the organism in Eukaryota, Fungi, Ascomycota, Pichiomycetes, Serinales, Debaryomycetaceae. The record is from the annotation of a GenBank genome assembly.
AUGAUUUCCACCAGACCCAUCUUGAGAGCAAGAGCUCAGUUGCUUAUAAAAAUUGCCGCUCCAUUAAGAACCUACGCUUCCGUCGGAGAAAGCAUCUCGUCAAGCAAGGUCUUUGAAAACUCACCUGGUAAUGACGUCAAUUUAGCCGAGGAGACCAGUUCAGGCAAGUCCAUCAUCGUGGGCGUCCCCGGUGCGUUCAGCCCAGGCUGCUCAAAGUCACACGUCCCAGGCUACAUCAAGAACUCCAAAGCAUUUGGCGACAAGGGCUACAAGCAGAUUUUUGUGGUUGCCGUCAAUGACCCCUUUGUUACAAAGGCUUGGGGUGACGACUUGUCCGACGCAAAUGGAGCGUCCAACGUUCGCUUCAUAGCAGACCCCACUGGAGCGUUCACCAAAGAGCUUGACUUGCUUUUCGAUGCUACCAAAGUCUUUGGCAAUGAGCGGUCCAAGAGAUACGCCUUGACUGUCGAGGAUGGCAAGAUAACCAACACUUUUGUCGAGCCUGACAACACUUCUGUCAAUGUGUCAGAUGCUGUAAAAGUUUUACAGGAUAUUUAA